Dacryopinax primogenitus is the source of this 480-nucleotide messenger RNA. RefSeq lists its product as uncharacterized. The coding region runs from base 1 to 480 and encodes 159 amino acids. The transcript is spliced from 3 exons. The record is from RefSeq and is a predicted model, not a curated record. NCBI's taxonomy places the organism in Eukaryota, Fungi, Basidiomycota, Dacrymycetes, Dacrymycetales, Dacrymycetaceae.
AUGCCCCCCCAUAACAAGAAAAGUGUGACUCUGGGUGUUCCCACUGACCUUCCUGAGAAGGUCAGUGGGAACCAGCCUAAGCCUACAACCAAGAGGGCACACCCUGCUCCCAAGCAGCAGCAGCAGCAGCAGCCCUCAAUGCCCAAGGCUCCCAAGGUUCCUGACAAAUGUGUGCCUGAGACUCAAGAUAAGCCUGACAACCCCAUGAAGCAAGCCAAGAAUGCAGUGGACCUUACCAAGGAGCCCACUAAGGUCUCUUGGAAGGAGCAUAUCAAGGAGCUCGAGGAGCAGCUGGCCAAGAAGGGAUUUGAUGAAGUCAAGGUGCAGCUCGACAAAGUCAAGAAGAAGGUGCCCAUCAUUCAGGACAACUCCCUCAUGAUACCAAAGCCUCCUGGUCAAGCUGGAUGCAAGACUCAGAUCAAGGACAGCAAGGUCAUUGUCAGGGCACCAGCCCAUUGCUUGGUCAAGAGACAUGAGUAA